This is a messenger RNA of Tetranychus urticae (two-spotted spider mite), 678 nucleotides long. RefSeq lists its product as uncharacterized. The record is from RefSeq and is a predicted model, not a curated record. NCBI's taxonomy places the organism in Eukaryota, Metazoa, Arthropoda, Arachnida, Trombidiformes, Tetranychidae.
UAUCGAUAAAAUCGCCCAGCAUAUUUUUAAGCAUUAAGCACGAAGUUACUAAAGAAAUUAUUAAAGUUAUUGAAGAAAAAUCAUUUUUCUUUUUUACAAUUUUUUGUCAUUACUUUUUUAGAAUCAACCUGGUGGUAAGCCCAACAUAUGUCUCAACAACAACCACAGGACUCAAGACAGCAAAUGCCUGUUUCUUCUGGAGUACAGAUUUCCCAACAAGCAUUCUCCAUGCAAGACAUGGGUGAAGAAAAGACACGGAAAUCAAGAAGAAUAUCGACAUCACAUCUAUUACAAACGCAAGAACAAAUGAAUCAAUCCGAGUUGAGAGGAGUUGAUACUCCAUUGCAACCUCAACAAACAAUGAACAAUGUGCUGCAGCAGUUGAUCACCAUGUAUGAAUCUGCAACAUCUCAAACGGAACAGAUGCAAGUGUUACACUUCCUUGCAUCUAAUCCUUUACUAAUGCAAGCCUAUUUAAGAGCUCAGACUGAUCAGAUUCAGGGCCAAAUCCGAGCUCAGAGACAAAUCCAACAAAUUAACGCCAACCCUCAACGGCCACAACAACAGCAACAGCAACAACAGCAACAGCUACAGCAACAGCAACAGCAACAACAGCAACAGCAACAACAGCAACAGCAACAGCAACAGCAACAGCAACAGCAACAGCAACAGCAACAG